AUGAGGGAGUCGAUUUUCACUGGGAAGAUUCCUAUAUCGUGCCCAAACGAAGAAAUACCUUGGCAGAUGAAGUGUGACAUUGUGCGCUCGGACGAUGAGAUUGAGAUCCGACUCAUAGAUACAAGAGAUAUCUUUACAUUCUACUUCAGCACAAUAUCUCCAGGAGACUUCUAUGUAAUGAAGAGAGAGCAAGACAUUAUUGUUGACUACGAAAGGUUUGUAUCGAUUUUGGUGAAAAUGUUCCAUAGCCUGCACAGUGGAAAGCUGAGGGGAUUGUUUUCGAAGGAAACCAACAAGUUUCUGUUUGUUGAGAAGGAUGAUUUUAGGAACAUAAUCAGGCUAGAAUUGAAGUUUUCAAAGCCCGACGAAACACAUUACAAGAUGUAUCUUGGAGACAUGAUAGGCCGAAUGGAAUCUGACAACGUGAGGCUUAUUAAAGAGAAUGGAAUGCUUCGAGACAAGUGCAAGAAUGGAGAGAAGGAGGUAAGAGACAGGAUCAGAUACCUGGAAGAGGAAGUUUCUGCUUCACAAAAGAAAAUAGAUAAGCUAUAUAAGGAGAAUGAGAUGCUGAGCGAAAAUAACAACUCCCGGAAGGAAGAGGUUGACCGAUUGAGCAAUAGAGUUUAUGAUUUAGAAAAGGAAAACGGGAGACUACAGUAUGAUCUGGAUAAGCUUAAACUUCAGGAUGUGAAGAACUCAGGGCUUGUUGAAAGAGCCCAAGAGAUAGAGGACGAAAACAAAACUCUCAAAGAGGAACUAAACACAGCAAAUGGGAUAAUAAGAAAGUACAACGAUGAUAUGGCACAGAUGAAGAGCACAAUAAAUGGAAAUGAAGAAGCGUCAAAGGAUCUUCGGUUGAACAACAAGAAGUACAAAGCUGAGAUCGAGGACCUCAAGAAGAAGAUGAAGGGAAUGGAAGAGAAAAUGAAAAAGAUGAAGGAGGAAUUGAAAGCAAAAGAGUCCAGAUUGAAAGAUCUUGAGACUGAAAACAUAGGGCUUGUAAAAAAACUUGAGAAUGCACAGAGCGUCUACAGCCACUUCUACAACAAAAACAUUGAAAAUCCUACAUCGUUAAAUUACUCCGACAACGAGAGUAUCUUCUCGAUAGCUCCUGAAUCUUCUCCCCAUUGA
This is a messenger RNA of Encephalitozoon intestinalis ATCC 50506, 1131 nucleotides long. RefSeq lists its product as uncharacterized. Bases 1 to 1131 code for a protein of 376 amino acids. Gene Ontology annotation, biological process: centriole replication. NCBI's taxonomy places the organism in Eukaryota, Fungi, Microsporidia, Unikaryonidae. The transcript has a single exon. Gene Ontology annotation, cellular component: centriole; centrosome. The record is from RefSeq and is a predicted model, not a curated record.